This is a messenger RNA of Schistosoma haematobium, 5637 nucleotides long. RefSeq names its product Neutral ceramidase, variant 2. Gene Ontology annotation, biological process: long-chain fatty acid biosynthetic process; sphingosine biosynthetic process; ceramide catabolic process. Lineage: Eukaryota; Metazoa; Platyhelminthes; Trematoda; Strigeidida; Schistosomatidae. The record is from RefSeq and is a predicted model, not a curated record. Bases 294 to 2081 code for a protein of 595 amino acids. The transcript has 18 exons. Gene Ontology annotation, cellular component: extracellular region. Gene Ontology annotation, molecular function: N-acylsphingosine amidohydrolase activity.
GUAAAAUACUGAAGAUAUGUUACAUUAGUUCAAGUGCCCCUUACGUACGCAAAUGGAUAAUGAAGAUAAAAACUGAGAUACUCACAAAAUUAUAAAAGAUCAUACAGAUGGAUUUAUUGUUAAAUUGAAUUUUUAAUUUUUUUAAAUUUCAUCAUUACUGUCUGUUACUUGAACUAUUAAUAACCCGCGGUUUUUCGAUUACUUAGUAUGCACAUAAAUCAUGAUUUAUUCUGGGUUUUAAUAAAGCCUCAUUGACCGCUGUAAUCUCUGUUUCACCUCAUAGAUUUAUUGAAAUGGUGAUUUGUGAAUCUUUCAAUAUUUACUUAUCAUUCGUUUCUAUAUUCUGGUCAUUCUUAUUUUCACCACAUAUCUAUGGUUAUUUAAUUGGAGCCGGAAUAUAUGACAUAACUGGUCCAAUAACCGAUAUCAAUAUGAUGGGCUAUGGUAAUAUGAAACAAAAUGAUAAUGGACUUCAUUUAAGAUUAUUUAGUCGUGCAUUUAUUAUUCAAGAGAAUUCUAGUUCACAACCAAUUGUCAUUGUUAUAAUAGAUGCUGGUAUGGUAUCACAAGCCGUUAAAAUUAAAGUCAUCGAUAAUUUAAAAAGUCGAUACGAUAAUGGGUUAUUUACACAUCAAAAUGUUUUAAUUAGUGCAACACAUACUCAUUCCGGUCCUGCUGGUUAUUUACAAUAUGUUCUAUAUUCAUUUACGUCUCUUGGAUACGUUCCUGAAACAUUUCAACCAUUAGUUGAAGGAAUUGUUAAGAGUAUUGAUUUAGCUUAUUCUAAUAUGAAAGAAGGAAAAAUAUUAAAAGCUGAAGGAGAUUUACAUAAUGCUAGUAUCAAUCGUAGUCCAGCGGCUUAUUUAAAGAAUCCAGUAGAAGAACAAGCUCGGUAUGAUGAAAAUAUAGAUAAAAAUAUGAUUUUAUUAAAAUUUGUUACAAUGUAUAAUACACCAAUCGGAAUGAUCAAUUGGUUUGCUGUACAUCCAGUCAGUAUGAAUUCUACGAAUACUUUAGUUAGCAGUGAUAAUAAAGGAUUAGCAUCAAUUUUAUUUGAACAAAAAAUGAAUCAUAACCAAAUGUUAGGAAAAGGUCCAUUUGUUGCUGCAUUCGCUCAAGCUAAUGAAGGUGAUGUUUCACCAAAUACUGCUGGUCCACGUUGUAUUGACACUGGUUUACCAUGUGAUUUUGUGCAUAGUAGUUGUGGUGGUCGUGCACAAAAUUGUAUUGCAUACGGUCCUGGUUCAGAUAUGUUUGAAAGUACAAAACUAAUUGCAUACAAGCAAUUUGAAAAAGCAUGGUUAUUGUUUAAUAAUGCUACUACUGAGAUAAAUGGACCUAUUAACUUUAUUCAUCAAUUUAUUGACAUGACAAAUAUAAGUUUAAAUUAUAAAAAUUAUUCAGGUCAUACAUGUGAACCAGCCAUGGGUUUUAGUUUUGCUGCUGGUACAACUGAUGGUCCAGGAGAUUUUGAUUUUAUUCAAGGUAUUACACAUGGUAGUUUAUUUUGGCGGAUUGUUCGAAAUUUUAUUAAAACACCAAGUGAAAAAUUGAUUAAGUGCCAAGCUCCAAAACCAGUUCUUCUUGCUACCGGUGAAAUGAAUACUCCUUAUCCUUGGCAACCGUCUAUUGUUGAAACUCAAAUUGUAUCGAUUGGAUCUCUUUUAAUUGUUGCCUUACCUGGUGAAUUUACCACAAUGUCUGGAAGACGUAUUCGUGAAGCAGUGAUUGAAGCUGCUAAUAAUGCUUCUAAACAGAAUGAUCCAAGUUCAACUACACAAUAUGAAGUAAUUCUUUCUGGUCUGUCAAAUGUUUACUCAAGUUAUAUUGCAACUCCUGAAGAAUAUCAACUUCAACGAUAUGAAGGUGCAUCUACUAUUUAUGGUCCACUUACACUUCCUGCUUAUGUUAAUCAAUUCAGUUUUUUAGCAGAAGCAUUAGUUAAAGUAUGUUUUAACCAAUUCAUUACAGUGAUUAUUAUUAGUCAUGACUUUUUUAAUGCGUUUAAAAUAUACGGGAAAAACUAUACUAUUCAGUCUACUGAAAAAUUUAAUACUUUCACACACAAACCAAGAUGUUAGCUUUCAUUAAUUUAUUUGUCUAUAAAAAGGUUUUCAAUAUUUGUUACGUAAUUCACUGUUAGGUUGACAUUAGGCCUACGGCAAUUAAGAUUUCGUACUCCCCUUUUCUUAGAAAUUGUAGGGUGUGAAAAAAAAUUCAUUGAUCGUUGAUUGGUGUACUUGUUUUGCUAGUGUGUAGUGAAGUGAAAAUGAACAAACAUUUUGUCAUCUUUAAUAAUUUUGUUAUUGGUCGUAAACUGUUCAUAUUUGCAAUAUGAUUAGUUGAAAUCGAAAUCGCAUCUCGAGCUGUGAUUGGAUGUCAGAAUAACAAUAACAUCACAGAAACGAACUGUCAAAUUCAUUUGCUCAGCAGUCAUGAAGAAAAAAUACGAUAGACAGUUAUCAUCGUCUAGUUCGUAUUCGCAAAGCCCGCCCAAGGAUGUUAUGUGAGCUUGUAAUUUUCCGUAAUCACCUAUAGUGUACAUUAUAAAUUGGCAAAUUGCUUACCAGGAAGGUUCGCGCGUGCGAACACUUUGUACCGCAUAUUACAGACAUCUUGAUCUGUCAGACGUUUCCUAAAAGAUUGGUAAGCAAAACUCUUUAUGUGGAAUGGAGCGGUACCAGAUAUCAGUAGCGGUCUCACAAUUUGAAACUCCCCAUCCGUUAACCUGCGCACCCAUGAAUUACCUUGGUACCUCAGGGAAGUGCACUCGUGGUUGUGAUGCACAUUCCCACGUACAACAAUCCAGUAGCCGUCUAUGAUCUUACAAUACAUGAAGGCCGGACAUUGAGUGUUCAUGGAAGCCCUUCAUGACCAAAAAUUUUAAGAACAUUAAUCAAUUUACCUCCUCCGUCUGAUCCGCUGUGACGAACCGAUAGAUGUUAUACGACCAUGUCCCCAGCAUACAAAUUUAAUAUACGAGUUUUCAUCUCUGCACAAAUGCGAAUCUCGAACUAUAUAAUGACUGUAAGUCGACCUUUCAUAAUUUGUGAUAGCGGACUUCAACGCUUCAAGCGAUGGGAACGCAACGAGAAACAAUGUAGUCAAAAAGACUUUCUUCAUUUCCGUUACGUUAGAAACAACAGCGCUUGUACUCGGAACGUUACUCUCCUCCAUAAUGAUGAUUAAAAUGUACUUCGUCGACAAGUACUGAUGUUUUAUAACUAUUUGACAAUACAUAACUAACCAACUGAAACGAAUUAUGAAAAUAGCGUUUUCAUUGGACGAAACGGUAUGAAAAAUAUUGUAAUUUUGGGGUCGAAAAAAAUUUUUUAAAAAAAGGGUGGGGUUUUUUUUUAAAAAAAUGCCGUAGGGAUAAUUAAAACCACUAUGUUAUGUGUACUUAUUUUAUUUGAAACAAACUUCACUCAUCUGUUUCCAGAAGCUUUCAUAAUUAGAACUGUUAUAAAUUGUCAAUUGAUUGCUACUUGUUAUAUCUGGUCGUCGCUGAUUGUUAUGUCGGAAACGCUUAUCACUUAUAUUCAGAACAAGGGACCUCCACAAUUCCCAUGACGCGAAAGUAAAAACACAAAGACUGGUAUAAAUGAAGAUUUAUUAACCCCAAAACACGACCACCACGACGACCCUAAUCGAAAAUACACUCAUCUAUAUAUUGAUUGUACGCACACUUUGAUUAGUAAUUAGGGUGAAAUCACAUAUAUGAAAAAUACUCAGUUAUAACAAACCACAUACUGAGCAUAGUUCAUGUCAAUUGAAUGCAAGAAUAUCGUAUAUUAUACAGAAUAAAAUAUCAUACGAGAAAACAACAAAAACUAGAUUGAAUAAUCAUCACAUCAAAUCAUAACGGAAGUAAUGUUGAACAAAACUCAAAAUAAGUAAAGCAAUCGAAUUUUGACAUCUUUCAGUCAUUUCAGGGACACUCAAGAAUCAAGUGAAAUGUACCAUUUAUACAUUUCUGAGUUUUAAAUAACCUUACUACGACAAAAAGUUUCUCCCGGAACAGUUGCUCCAUAUUUUUUCAAUGAAGAAUUCAGUUUUGUGCCGAAAAUUUUAUUUGAUACAGCACCAUUAGGAAAACCAUUUGGUGCUGUAAUUAAACAACCAAAUUCAACUUACUAUAAUAAAAAUGAUAUUGUUGAAGUACGUUUUGUCACUGCUUCACCACGUAAUAAUGUACUUUUAAAUGGAACAUAUCUUACUAUUGAAUUAUAUAACAAAACAUUAGAUAAAUGGAAUAUUCUGUAUACAGAUGCUAAUUGGGAAACAAACCAAAAUACGUCUUCCACAUUUUCUAUCAUUUGUCGAAUUACAUCCUCAAUAUUAGUUGAAUUUAUGAGCCAUGUUUUCUUCAGAUGUAUGCCAACAUAUGUUAACCUGAAAUUUUGUAUUUGUUUCGUGAUGGUUUUAAAGAUUUAUUUGGAGUCGAGAUGGAUUUUUAACAUGGUUACUUGGUCGAAGUUAUGCUAUUAUAGAAUGGACAAUUAGUUCAAUUGAUGGUAUAUGUAUUCCUGGUAUUUAUAGAAUAAAACAUUAUGGCACAUCUAAAAAUAUAUUUGGUGAAAAAAAACAGUUUUCUGGUAUAACAAAUAAUUUCACAGUAUUAUGCUAAACACAAAAUAAUAAUGAAACUAUAAAUUGAAUUAAAUUAAUUUUUAGUUUCAUUUAUUUAUAAAUUCUGUUUUAUGUUUUAAUCUUUAAUAUUUUGAUAUUUCAUUUAUUCAUGUUGCACAGUUUUGUUUUUCUAAUAUAUAUAUUUUUUUUUAAAAAAAAUUCCUAAAUAUUCCCUUAAAUAAAAUACCUUUUAUAAAAUUGACAAAAGUACUUACUUACGCCUGUUACUUCCCGUAGAAGAGCAUAGGCCGCACACCAGCACACUCCAUCCAACCUUGUCCUAGGCAAUCCUUUCCAAUUGUUAUUUCAUCUUUUUCAUAUCUGGUUCGAUUUCCCGACGUAAUGUAUUCUCUGGUAACAAUAUUUUAACUUACUUAUCACAAAUCAAUCUAUACACAAUCAGUAUUUAUUUGAUAUUACCAUUUCUGUCUUUCUUAAAUGUAUCAUUUAUUUAUUUAUUAAGUUUGUCAAUUAAAUUAUAAAAAUUCUUUUUAUUAAUUUGUUUUAAAUGAUUAAGUUCUUUUCGAAUUUUUCAAUGAUCUUGAAGUCUCUUCAGUUUUCUUUUACAUAUAUAUGAUCAGUAUUUAUUGGUUUGAUAACAUUAUCUAAAUCUCAUUUUCUUCAGGUAAGACGAAUUAUAAAAAAAAUUCUUUAUAAAUUUACAUGAUCAUUGAUAAUAAAUUAGAUGAAAUUGAUUUUGUUGUUGAAUUUCAAAAAGACACUUUGUUUUAAUUAUUAUUAUUAUUAAACAAGAUUCAUGUAUUAUUCAUAAACAAAAUGGGAUUGAUUAACUAGUUUUACAUUUUGUGUGUUGUUUUAUAAAUGAACAAACAAUUAAGUUUUUUGUUGUUGUUAUUAUGAUUGAUUUCAUCAAACAAAAUAAAAUCAUAUUGUUCUAAAUUAUUCAAUGUUUUAUUUGUUAGGUUUUGUUUCAAUUCUUAAGUAAAUUGAUGCAGAAAAUGAAUUACAUUUAUUGCAAUAGUUUUUUCGGUCAAUGGUAUAUUA